Alternaria conjuncta is the source of this 1014-nucleotide messenger RNA. RefSeq lists its product as uncharacterized. The record is from RefSeq and is a predicted model, not a curated record. The coding region runs from base 1 to 1014 and encodes 337 amino acids. The transcript has 3 exons. NCBI's taxonomy places the organism in Eukaryota, Fungi, Ascomycota, Dothideomycetes, Pleosporales, Pleosporaceae.
AUGGCGCCCCCGCGCACUACCCCCCUCAAGGAAGCCCGCUCCUGCAUCACCCUCUUCACCCACUCCCGCUCCACCCGCUGGCCCUCCCGCACCGGCCUCGCAACCGACAUCCUCCUCUUCCUCUCCAUCCUCUUCGCCGUCGCGCAACUCGGCUUGUGCGUCGCCAUGGCCCACCGUCUACUCGCCUCCCCCCAAAGCGAAGUCGAAUGCUUGAAUGUGGAUGCCGGUAGCGACUUUGACUUCACCAAGUAUGGGAUAUACGGGGAUACGUAUGGGAUUGUGUUGACUGAGGUCGUGAAGACGUUGCCGGUACUCACGAUCAUAGCAAUCCUGAUCUUCAACCCGCUCCUCCUAGUCGUCGAUCUCCUCCUCCUCCUUCGGAGCCACUACCGCUCCGCACGCAUCUCCAACCGAGCUGGCAUGCUCUGGUCUACCUGUCUCGCCGUCUACUUCGUGCUGGUCGCUUUGGGCACGGUUUGGAUGAACACUUUCCCCAGUAGCAAGGUCGAUUAUAGUUUGAGCCACAGUGUGACUCACACUAAGGAUUCGUGUUGGCAAUACGAUAAGACGAUGUAUACGUUGGAUAGGUGGAGUAGAUGGGCAAAGGGAAUUGAACGGGGUUGUGAGGUUUUGGGCAUGUUGGGAGCGGUUUGCAUGGCUAUCUACUUCGGCUUCGCGCUCGCUGCCGCAUACAUCAACCGCAAGACCGAUGCGCAACAGUCGAUGCGACUAGACGAUCUCAGCGGCGCUUCUUCUCUUACCCCCGCCCAACAAAACCUUCGCGACUUCCCUUCUUCGAGUCUCGGUGCGAAUGCUACGCCCGUUCCGUUGAACAACUUCGGUCUCACGUUCAUAGACGGUACUCCCAACCCCAGCAGUCAGCAGCCCAAGAUCGCGACGUCGCAAGGAUCGCCUGAGGACCUGGAAGCGCAUGCAAACCCGUUCACGGAUCCGGCGAAUCUGCUCAGGGAGGGAGAUGUUGUGCCGCCAGAGCCGGCAAGACAAUGGAGGUAG